Messenger RNA from Triticum aestivum (bread wheat), 966 nucleotides. Its product is annotated as transcription factor MYB77-like. The record is from RefSeq and is a predicted model, not a curated record. Gene Ontology annotation, molecular function: RNA polymerase II cis-regulatory region sequence-specific DNA binding; DNA-binding transcription factor activity, RNA polymerase II-specific. The coding region runs from base 145 to 717 and encodes 190 amino acids. Lineage: Eukaryota; Viridiplantae; Streptophyta; Magnoliopsida; Poales; Poaceae. The transcript has a single exon. Gene Ontology annotation, biological process: regulation of DNA-templated transcription. Gene Ontology annotation, cellular component: nucleus.
AGGAAGUCCGUACAACCCUCAUGACACCCAAACCUAAUCCAGCUUGGGCUGACUCCACCCGCGCCGUCUCCCCCACUACUUCUACGUACAGGGGCCAUUGGUCGAACCCCGCGCGUACGCAGGCACGCGUGAGGAAACCGAUCGAUGGCGGCAGAGGGGGGCGGCGGCGGCGACGUGGGCAGGGCAGACGGCUGCAAGAAGACGCCGUGGACGCCGGAGGAGGACGAGGCGCUGCGGCGUGGGGUGCGCGAGCACGGGGCGAAGAGCUGGGACGCCAUCGCGCUCGCGCUGCCCGGGCGAGCCUCCAAGUCGUGCCGGCUGCGCUGGUGCCAGCAUCUGUCGCCGGAGCUGGACAGCCGCCCCUUCACGCCCGAGGAGGACGAGGAGAUCAUCAGGAGGCAGCGCGAGUUCGGCAACAAGUGGGCCACCAUCGCGCGCUACCUCACGGGACGCUCCGACAACUCCGUCAAGAACCGGUGGAACUCCACGCUGCGCAAGCAGCUGCUGGGCGCUCACGCCACGGAGGACGACGCCGCCGCCGCCGAAGACGACCAGGCCGUCCGGGUGUGCCUCCAGCUGUUCCCCAUGACGGCCGGGGUCUUGGAAGAGGAGGCAGAGGCCGCUGCGGCGGCAGAGGGCGAUGUAACCACCGACCUGACGCUGGGGUUGCCGGGGCUGGGCGAGGCCUCGGCCGUGGACCUGAGUCUGAGCCUCUGAUCUGUGCGCCCUUUUAAGUUAGAGCUUUGGGGCGAUCAGUGCAUCGUUAUUCCAUUAAUUCUGAGUCACAUGUGUUGCGAUCUUGCUGGCCGUCGUGUUGCAGAAGAAGAAUACAGAUGCAAUAUAGGCACAUGUAGAGUUGGGGCUCUAAUUUGUAUACUAUAGGAUUUUGCUACGUACAAAUCUACGUCAGUUUUCUUUAACCAUUGCAAAUUGAAUGUUUUAUGGCAAAAAUAGUUGUCACGAGGA